AUGACUGAUUGCAAACCUCUGUCCACCCUAAUACCUCUUUCGAAAUCUCUUUCUCACACUACAGAUUUAUAUGAUGAUCCUACGCAAUAUUGGUGCCUCGCUGGAGUUCUUCAGUAUCUUACUAUCACUAGACCAAAUUUAUCCCUUGCAAUUAACCAACUUUGUCAACAUAUGCAUGCUCCUACGAUCACUUAUUGGGAACAAAUCAAGCAUGUGUUAAGGUAUGUCAAAGAGACUCUAUCUUAUGGUUUACGUAUCCGAAAAUCUGAGUCUAGAGAAUUGCAUGCCUUCUCUGACUCAGACUGGGCUGGUUGUCCUGAGGAUCGUAAGUCAACCAGUGGUUAUGCUGUUUUUCUUGGAUCAAAUCUUGUGUAUUGGGUGUGCAUGAAGCAAAGAACUGUGGCUAGAUCUUCUAUAGAGGUUGAAUACAAAGGUUUAGCUGAUGUUUGUGCUGAGGUAAUCUGGGUUCUCUCCCUCUUACGAGAGAUUGGCGUGACUGCGAUCUCUGUUCCCAAGCUGUGGUGUGUUAACCUUGGUGCUACCUAUCUAUGUGCUAAUCCCGUUUUUCAUGCUCGCACUAAACAUGUUCAGAUUAACUAUCAUUUUGUGAGAGACAGAGUUGCCAAGGGAGAGAUUCAAGUCAACUUUAUCUCCACCAAAGAUCAACUUGCUGAUGCUCGCACUAAACAUGUUGAGAUUGACUAUCAUUUUGUGAGAGACAGAGUUGCUAAGGGAGAGAUUCAAGUCAACUUUAUCUCCACCAAAGAUCAACUUGCUAAUAUAUUUACAAAAGCUUUAGUAGGUCUUAGGUUUUCUUUUCUUAGAGACAAUGCAAUCUACUGGUCACGUAUGUAUCCUGUGCUUGAUGGGAGUAUUAAGACUCUAUAUAUUUAA
Molecule: messenger RNA, 894 nt
Organism: Ipomoea nil (Japanese morning glory)
Lineage: Eukaryota; Viridiplantae; Streptophyta; Magnoliopsida; Solanales; Convolvulaceae
Exons: 1
Coding region: 1-894 (297 amino acids)
Source: RefSeq, a predicted model, not a curated record